Messenger RNA from Actinia tenebrosa (Australian red waratah sea anemone), 1261 nucleotides. RefSeq lists its product as uncharacterized. The record is from RefSeq and is a predicted model, not a curated record. NCBI's taxonomy places the organism in Eukaryota, Metazoa, Cnidaria, Anthozoa, Actiniaria, Actiniidae.
AUAGUAUAAAAAUAGAAAAUAGAAUAUUCGGGGAUCAAAACAGCAAACAACUUCUCCAUAUUCUAAAGAGCUAGAAAAAAAUAACAACCAUGUAGGGAUUCCUAAGCCUUCGACAGUGAUUCUCUCACAAUUUUACUAAGCUAUAAGAAGAAGAAAAAAGCAAAAAAGCAAGAAAAUAGAAAAACGCUGAACAGCACAUUCCAGAUUUAAUACAGACGGUACUACGGUAUUUGAAUUGCUGUCGUGAACAUGUCCUUGUCAAAGCCCCAACCACACCAAUCUGCCAAACUGCGUUAUCCAGAACAAGAAACUGUCAAAUCCCUAAGUCCCAUUCAGGAAAGAGGACCAGAGAAACUAAGAUGUAGAAUAAGAUUGUAUGACAUGACAGGUACACCAAGGAGAGGUGGCAGUUACAUACUAAAAUUUAUGCCAAUCAAAUCAGCUGAUAUGAUGACCGAGUCUUUGGCCCAUUUUUCCGAGUAUAAUCACCCCCAAGGUUUCAUAGACAUCCUUAACGACACCUAUGGAGAAGAACAACGCUACAGCUGGGACGUGGAACUCAAUAAUCAACUUUGCAUUGAUGUAAAAAUGUUGGAUACUGUUGAUAAUAAUUGUUUUAUCUUUUUUCACACAAAGAAAACCCUAACCAGAGAAGAGAUUGUGCCAGAGCAAAAGACCCGUCUUCCCAGUGAGAGUGCAAGUGUUGAAUUCACUAUUCAAUUGAAAUGUGAAAAAACGUGUGAAGGAAGGUUUAGAGUCAUAGUCAAAACUGACGUGGAGGGGUCACAUCCACAUACACGUGACUAUAACAUCAUGUUUACUCGCAAGCCUCAGGUCAAGUUUCAACACUUAUUACGACAUUUCUUGCCUGACGGGAACCAGAGGAGACACACAUCGGAUCAUCCCGCCCAUUAUUUUAACCUAGGACUACAAUACGACGACUGAUAUAAUAAGUGCUCGUUACUCGAUAUUUUGUCUGUAAGCAAGCAUAUGUAUGGACCCUUUUACUUUGGACGUUUACUGAAUUCUUUUCAUUUUAGGCCACCUGUAUGAUUCCCUUGAGUUUUAUUCCUUUGUCUGUUGUCCAGACUUCAGAAGCUAUAGAUACAAGUAUGACUUUUUUCUCGCAUUUAAUAACGAUAAAAAUCUGAUACGACCAGAGUAAAAGGGUCUACUGCCAGAACUGUAUAAACACCUGCAUAAAGCAAACAUCCAUGAAAGUUGAUAUGAAUGAACAGUCAGGGGCGGCGGAAGCUGAAGA